AUGUCGUCGCCCUGCAUCUCUCACUGCAUAAACGACGUCGUUCGUCUUCCUGUCCGGCCGACCUACGCGAGACUCUACAGGUGGCCGCAGUCCGAGGCGGAGUUCUUGGGCUCUAAGAUGCGCCGGGGACCUGGUGCGCACCCUGGGGUUGUUGACAGUGUCUGGUGCAGGCAAAUGUAUCUGAGGAGCUAUACGUUCUCAAGAAAGGAGACUGUUCUGGAAAAGACCAAGAAAUCCUUUGGGAAAGCGAGAGAGACCGUCAAGAACAAGUCAGUUAGGAUCAAGACCGGAAAGGGCAGAAACGGGAUUUUAUGUAGAAAGAAGUGCUUGGUGUUGAGGAGGGCUAAGGAAGUGACUUAUGCUGGGUUUAUCUCCAUCUUCAAGCGAUUACUAGCGUGCACCACCAAAGUCGAUCUCGCUGGACGCUGA
Tripterygium wilfordii is the source of this 429-nucleotide messenger RNA. RefSeq lists its product as uncharacterized. The record is from RefSeq and is a predicted model, not a curated record. Lineage: Eukaryota; Viridiplantae; Streptophyta; Magnoliopsida; Celastrales; Celastraceae. Bases 1 to 429 code for a protein of 142 amino acids. The transcript has a single exon.